Messenger RNA from Phytophthora infestans T30-4, 2153 nucleotides. RefSeq names its product indigoidine synthase A family protein, putative. The record is from RefSeq and is a predicted model, not a curated record. The coding region runs from base 1 to 2124 and encodes 707 amino acids. Lineage: Eukaryota; Oomycota; Peronosporomycetes; Peronosporales; Peronosporaceae. Gene Ontology annotation, molecular function: pseudouridylate synthase activity. The transcript has 11 exons.
AUGUGGCGACGCAGCGGGACAGCGUUGAGCCAGCGCCUGGCGCUAAGCGAAGAGGUGUCGGAGGCGCUAUACGGACGCGCGAAGAGGCCUGUGGUGGCGCUCGAAUCCACUAUCAUCUCUCACGGGAUGCCGUUCCCGCAGAACCUGCACAUGGCCAAGCACGUGGAGGAGAUUGUGCGGUCUCAUGGGGCCUGCCCCGCCACGAUCUGCAUCGCUGAUGGCGCGUUGAAAGUGGGGCUGGCGGAACAGGAUCUGAUGCAGCUAGCGGAACUCGGUGCAGGUGCCAAAAAGUGCUCGACGAGGGAUAUCGCGGCUGCAGUUACGGACAAGAAGGUGGUGGGCGCCACCACCGUCUCCAGCACAAUGCGUAUCGCCCAUGCAGCUGGUAUCAAGGUCUUCGUGACAGGAGGCAUAGGGGGCGUACAUCGCUUCUGCGAGGAGACCAUGGACAUUUCAACGGACUUGAUGGAGCUGUCCCGGACGCCAGUGGCGGUGGUGUGUGCUGGCGUCAAGUCCAUUCUCGACAUUCCACGAACGCUGGAGUUCCUGGAGACCCAUAGCGUACCGGUGAUCGGCUACAAGACGGACCAGUUCCCUGCCUUCUUUACACAAGACAGCGGCGAGAAGGCUCACUUACGCCGAGAUACGCCUCAAGACGUUGCACGCCUGAUUCAUGAGAGUGACGCGCUGGAGUUGCCGAAUGGCCACAUUAUCGCCGUUCCCAACCCACAGCCUGUGCCUUCCGAGCUUAUCAAUGAAGCGAUAGAGCUUGGGCUCAAAGAAGUUGCGGACAAGAAUAUUUAUGGCCAGGCCGUCACGCCCUACCUGUUAAAGCGCGUCAAUGAGAUCACACAGGGUGUUUCUUUGACUUCAAACAUUGACUUAGUCAACAACAACGCAACUGUUGGCAGUCAGAUUGCAUGCGCACUGUUUGACUUGGAAAAUGGAUAUGUGGUGGAUCCCACAGCCAAGUCGGGCAUUGUUUAUUCGCUGCCGGCUGAGAAAUCCCCCACCACAAGCCCCAGAAAGCGCGUUCUUGUUGUUGGUGGUCUCGUGCUCGAUAUCAUUAGUUCUUCUACGUCGCCACUUAUCCGCGGCACCUCUAACAUUGGAACCAUCAAGCAGUCCAGCGGAGGUGUUGGUAGAAAUAUUGCUGAAUGUCUGCACCGACUAAGGUUGGAUCCGUUGCUCGUGUCGUCCAUUGGGAAAGACGCGUCGGGCUCAAUUCUCUUGGACAAUUUGAAGAAGCUGGGCAUGAACACCAGUGGUGUCCAAAUCUCCGACAAGCUUUCAACUGCUGUGUACUCUGCUGUCCUUGAUUCCACUGGAGACAUGGACGCUGCGAUUGCAGAUAUGAGCGCGUUCGAGUCGAUUGAAAGCGAGGUCAUCUCCGACCAGGCGAUUGAUAAAGCAAAGCUAGUGAUCGCAGACGGGAACUUGGUUCCAGCUACUAUCGGAGAUCUCUUCAAACGAAGUGCUCGUCUUGGCGUAGAUACUUGGUUCGAGCCUACCUCGGUUCAAAAAGCUAUCCGAGUAGUGGAAGGAGACGGCGUGUCUUCCAUGAAGUACAUGUCUCCAAACGCUGACGAGCUUCACGCGAUCAGCAACGCCAUUCGCGAGAAGACAGAUGUUAGUCCCGAGACCUCCGAACGCUUCUCACUUACCAAGGAGUCUGGAAUUAUUCCCACGGAGGAAAUGACACGGUUGAAGAACGACCUCAUCACAACGCUACUCGCCAUGGCUGAUGGGGACACCAAGAGACCGAAGCACAUCCUGGUCACUCUAGGCAAGCAUGGAGUCCUAGUUGCCUCUAUCAACAUGCCUGCAGACGAACUGCGUGAGAUCGUGGAAGAUUGCGACUUUGACGCUGAAAUCUGGGGCAUGCACCAUGUUCAUGGAGGCCACUCGCUCACCAUGGCUCAUUUACCUGGUGUUGAAAUCCCCGUAAAGAACUGCACUGGAGCUGGUGACAGCAUGGUUGGUGGAACUGUGUAUGGGUUGCUGGAAGGAUACGAUGUACUCCAGAGCUGCCACAUGGGCAUGAUCGCGGCCCGUAAGAGUCUGGUAUCUGAGCAUGCCAUCAGUCCGGAAUUGGCGCCUCAAAUUUUGUACUCAGACUCUUGAUCAAGACUCCACUGGCUGCUGAACUUGAA